Messenger RNA from Manduca sexta (tobacco hornworm), 1561 nucleotides. RefSeq lists its product as uncharacterized. The transcript is spliced from 6 exons. Lineage: Eukaryota; Metazoa; Arthropoda; Insecta; Lepidoptera; Sphingidae. The coding region runs from base 148 to 996 and encodes 282 amino acids. The record is from RefSeq and is a predicted model, not a curated record.
GGGCGCACGUCCCGACGGACCUAUAAAAUAAGUACGAUAUUACGAAAAAUACUGUUUUAAAUUGGAUAUGUGAUAUACGUGUUGUUUUGUAACUUAUUAUAAGUGUGCGAUGGUUGUGUUUUGUGUGAAUUUGUGACGAUUUUAAUCAUGUUGUUAAUAUUGUUUGGAAUAUUUAUUGCUCGGAGUCUCUCCCACACGAUCACAUCCCUGGACGUGCCACGCUGGGCAGACCCUCGGCGAGAGGCGGAACUCAAGUGCCAGUACAUGCGCCAGCCACUCGACCCGCCACUGCACUCUGUCAAGUGGUACCAGACCACGCAUGAGAUCUUCAGAUAUACGCCGCAGGAGUACGAGACUCGAGCGUUCAACAGCAGCGGGGUGGUGGUGACCAACAGCUCCUGUGACCUGCAGCAGUGCAUCAUCACGGUGCGACCAGACCGCGGUACCGCCAAGUUCACCUGCGAAGUGUCCAGCGAGGGUCCAAGGUUCGCUGUGGACAGGCGGUCUGCCAACCUCACACUAGCUGUGUUACCAGAAUACGACCCACUGAUCACAGGGCUACCAACCCUGGUGCAAGUGGGGGAGCAGGCGCUGGUGAACUGCACGUCAGACUACUCGCUGCCAUCAGCCACCAUUGACUGGUUCGUGGACUCCGAGCCUCAGGAGGAUCCCAUGAUAACGAGCGAGACGCACGUGUCUGGUGCGGACGGCGACGGACUACAGGCGUCCUGGCGCACCCUGCACGUGUACCCUGACGACUACCCCACGCACCGCGGGUACCUCGCGCUGCGGUGCCGCGCUACCCUGGCGACACGGCCCCCGCACGUGCGCUCCAUGUCGGUCAGGCUCUAUGUAGCCAGCCGCCCGCACAUAUCCUCUUAUAUGUUUAGCAAGAACAAUGCCGUUACAAGUAGCACCUCCAACAAAAUUUACUUGAGCCGCGUUGCGAUUUGGACUCUAUUACUCACAAUGAAAGUGCCUUUUACAAUGACGUAGUGGUAAUGUCACCGUACUGUCGUAUUUAUAAAGGUAUAAUUGAUAUUCUAAUAUAAUGUUAAUGUUGUUCGAACACAAUCCGUAUUAGAACAGAGUCAAGAAAUCAGCCAUACAUCUCAGAACUUUAAAUUUCAAAGACAAUAUAAAACUUAAAGCAAAAGUUAUUGGCACGAUCCUUACACAGCGUUCACUGCUACUAGAAUUAUAAAUUAGUUGCGUUCACUUAUACCUGACAAACUCAUUCAAAGCCUCAAAGAAGUAAAGCCCACUUAUAUACCGAAACUCCUUUAAAACGUUAACAGGAUCUAUGUCUAUUUGACAGGCUGUGUUGAAAGACCAUUGCUUUGAAUAUAACUAGUCAGAAAUAGAUAUCGCUCCUGUAAAUAUUAACUUAAUCUAAUGUUUCAAGUUUGCUAGUGACAUAAGCAUUCUAAGUUUUGACUGUUGUUACAAUUAUUUCGUAAUUGAUUAGUAAUAUAGUUAGUAAUUUAUAUAGAAUACUAGCUUUUGCUCGCGGCUUCGCCCGCGUGAAGGAGUGUUCCGGGAUAAAAGUCCCGCUAUAUAU